UAUAUAUAAAAGCAAAUCUGGUAGCUGGCCCUUUAAGAAUUCAACGGUCGGUUCUCUAAACCUCCUUGCGGUCUGUUCUGUUCUUACGAUCUCGCGAUAGCCUCACCUCAGUGGCGGCUGUGUGGCCCCCUGUCUUAGUCCGGACGGAGUUGUUUCUGACGUUUGAAUGAAAUACAGUGCAAAUUACCUCCACGUUGGACCCAGGAAAUAAUGGCUUCAGCCUUGGAGCAGUUUGUGAACAAUGUGCGGCAGCUCUCCGCUCAAGGCCAGAUGACUCAGCUAUGUGAGUUGAUCAACAAAAGUGGGGAGCUGCUGGCCAAAAAUUUGUCCCACCUGGACACGGUGCUGGGGGCCCUGGACAUCCAGGAGCACUCCCUAGGUGUGCUGGCUGUGCUAUUUGUGAAGUUCUCCAUGCCAAACAUCCCUGACUUUGAGACGCUCUUCUCCCAAGUCCAGCUCUUCAUCAGUACCUGCAAUGGGGAGCACAUUAGAUAUGCAACAGACACUUUUGCUGGUCUCUGCCACCAGUUGACAAACGCACUUGUAGAGCGGAAACAGCCAUUGAGGGGUGUCGUGGUCCUAAAACAGGCAAUAGACAAAAUGCAGAUGAACACAAACCAACUUACCUCAGUUCACGCAGACCUGUGUCAGCUGUGUUUGUUAGCAAAGUGCUUCAAGCCAGCCCUGCCCUUUUUGGAGGUGGACAUGAUGGACAUCUGCAAGGAGAACGGAGCCUACGACGCAAAGCACUUUUUAUGUUACUACUAUUAUGGUGGCAUGAUCUACACGGGCCUCAAAAAUUUUGAAAGAGCACUGUAUUUUUAUGAACAGGCAAUAACCACUCCAGCCAUGGCAGUGAGCCACAUCAUGUUGGAAGCCUAUAAAAAAUACAUCCUGGUGUCACUCAUUCUCCACGGCAAAGUGCAGCAGUUGCCCAAAUACACUUCACAAAUAGUAGGGAGGUUCAUCAAGGUAAGGAUGCAUGACUGGUGGGUGAUAUUUUUUCUUUUUAGAGGUGUAGCCAAGAAGUGUCAUUUUCUAAAAUCACCAAAAAGUAGUAAUAAUAACAGUGUAUUGAUGCUCAGUAAUACCUUCCUGACACUGUCUUUGCAAGACAUGGCGAGUCGAGUGCAGCUUUCAGGCCCACAGGAAGCAGAGAAAUACGUCUUACACAUGAUUGAAGAUGGUGAGAUCUAUGCUAGCAUUAACCAAAAAGAUGGUAUGGUCUGCUUCCAUGACAACCCUGAAAAAUACAACAACCCAGCAAUGCUCCACAAAAUUGACCAAGAGAUGUUGAAAUGUAUACAGCUGGAUGAGAAACUAAAGUCUAUGGAUCAGGAAAUCACAGUAAACCCACAAUUUGUGCAGAAGAGUAUGGGAUCGCAGGAGGAUGAUGUCGGUAGCAAAACGUCUAGUUAUUCCUGAGGGGCCUUGGAUGGGGAGAGAACGCUGCAGCCACCCAACACGUUCUUCCCAGGAUGAGUUGGAUUUUUUUAAAAGAGGAAAAACAAACAUUCUAUCUCACAUAAGGACAUUGGUCAAGGAAAAUCUAAUUGUGUGGAAUGAUGAUAAAUUUGGUUAUUCUUACUUCACAGUGUCUUAAGGAUAACAUGAGAUCCUUACAGAAAAAGGAGGAAAAAAGAAAAAAAAUUACAAUUUUGUCAGUGUUUUAUUUAUCAAUGUUCAGGUUGAAGCGCCACUGCUACAUUAACAGAAAUCACAAUAAUAAAAACUGGACUUAUUUGUUCCAAACGUA
Neolamprologus brichardi is the source of this 1756-nucleotide messenger RNA. NCBI's taxonomy places the organism in Eukaryota, Metazoa, Chordata, Actinopteri, Cichliformes, Cichlidae. The record is from RefSeq and is a predicted model, not a curated record.